Molecule: messenger RNA, 802 nt
Organism: Camelus dromedarius (Arabian camel)
Lineage: Eukaryota; Metazoa; Chordata; Mammalia; Artiodactyla; Camelidae
Product: ferritin light chain-like
Exons: 1
Coding region: 40-597 (185 amino acids)
Biological process (GO): intracellular iron ion homeostasis; iron ion transport
Cellular component (GO): cytoplasm
Molecular function (GO): ferric iron binding; ferrous iron binding
Source: RefSeq, a predicted model, not a curated record
UUAUACCCUGCUUCCAGGAUCAGCCUCACACCAUACUUCAUGGAGAAGUCCUCCUCAGUGUUGACAACCAUGAGCUCCCAGCCCCAGCAGAAUUAUGCCACCGAGGUGAAGGCCGCCGUCAGCCGUCUGAUCAACCUGCACCUGCGGGCCUCGUCCACCUACCUCUCCCUGGGCUUAUACUUCGAAGGCGACAAGGUAGCUCUGGAGGGUGUGGGCCGCUUCUUCCGUGAGUUGGCUGAGAAAAAGCGCGAGGGCGCCCAGCGUCUCUUGAAGAUGCAGAAGCUGUGCGGCUGCUGCGCCCUGGUACAGGACGUGCAGAAGCUGUCCCCAGAUGAGUGGCGUGCUAGCGUGGACGCCAUGGAAGCCGCCGUGGCCCUGGAGAAGAGCCUGAACCAGGCCCUUCUGGAUCUGCAUGCCCUGGGUUCUACGAAUGCAGACACUCCCCUCUGCAAAUUCCUAGAGAUCCGCUUCCUAGAGGAGGAGAUGAAGCUCAUCAAGAAGAUGGGUGACCACCUGACCGACCUCCACAGUCUGGCCGGCCCCGAGGCCGAGCUAGGCGAGUAUCUCUUCGAAGGGGUCACCUGCAAGCACGACUAGGAGCCCCGGGAGCCCGGCGGCCUCUGGCAGAGCCCUCUGCCUCCGCACCCCUGCAUCAUUUUUGCCCGAGCCUCUUUCUCCAGCCAGGAGGCAACUUUCUCACCACCUUGAAACCUUCACCCAAGCCGUGGCACCAGAUGGAAACAAAAAAGGUGUUUUUUUGUUUUUUGUUUUUGUUUUUGCAGAGGGGAAAAAAAAGCUAGGC